AUGUACUCGAGUCCAAGGAAGUUAACAACUUACCUUCCAACAUUAUGCAAUCGAUCAAUAUCGAGCGAGUCUCUUUUCUCAUAUUCUUCGGGACGAUUCCUAUACAACGUGCAGGCACGGCUUCGAGAACGAUAUGUCACAUUUGAUAUCUCUGCAUUCGCAAAGGCUGUUGCGAAGCAUGUCGGUCAUAGGUGCGUUGAGAGCAUUGUCAAGCUCCGUGAGGGAGGUUUCAAUCGUGUGCUACUAGCCACUAUGGAAGAUGCAUUCCGAGCCAUAAUAAAGAUCCCCUACUGGAUAUCAGUGCCCAAGACUUACGCAACAGCUAGCGAGGUCGCAACUCUGGCAUUUCUUCGCUCUAAGAAGAUCCCAGUUCCGGAAGUUUAUGGCUGGUCUUCGGCCACUGACAAUCCAGUCGGUGUAGAGUACAUUAUCAUGGAACAUGUCGUAGGUGUCGGUGCUGAUACUCGUUGGUUCAAUAAUACAAAACACCAAAAGCAUGCUUUGGUGACAGGCAUCGUUGAUAUUGAGAAGAAGCUUUUCAGCAUACCAUUUGGGGCUAUUGGAAGCCUGUAUUUCAGAACUGACCUGCCACCCCAACUGCAGGCUCCGCUAUAUGCAGUGGGCACGCCAGAUGAAGCUGGAGACUCCCAGAACUACUGCAUCGGACCAACGGCUGAUUACAUGUUUUGGUAUGGGCAAAGAGCUAAGCUGGAUCUGGACCGAGGGCCGUGUAAGUUGGCUAUUAGUCUGAAGUACUUCAAUGGGCGAUCAUCGAGCUGA
Messenger RNA from Aspergillus vadensis CBS 113365, 780 nucleotides. RefSeq lists its product as uncharacterized. The coding region runs from base 1 to 780 and encodes 259 amino acids. The transcript is spliced from 2 exons. Gene Ontology annotation, cellular component: mitochondrion. The record is from RefSeq and is a predicted model, not a curated record. Lineage: Eukaryota; Fungi; Ascomycota; Eurotiomycetes; Eurotiales; Aspergillaceae.